This is a messenger RNA of Chlamydomonas reinhardtii, 1206 nucleotides long. RefSeq lists its product as uncharacterized. The transcript has a single exon. Gene Ontology annotation, cellular component: nucleosome. Bases 140 to 538 code for a protein of 132 amino acids. Lineage: Eukaryota; Viridiplantae; Chlorophyta; Chlorophyceae; Chlamydomonadales; Chlamydomonadaceae. The record is from RefSeq and is a predicted model, not a curated record. Gene Ontology annotation, molecular function: protein heterodimerization activity; DNA binding; structural constituent of chromatin.
CUGGUGGCCAGGCCGAGCCGCUUUGCUUUUGGGCCAGCUGCAUAUAAACACGAGGGACACUUGUGGCGAACUUACAACGCUUACAACACUUAUCUGCAAUCUUCUUAUCUCGUUCUCCAAGAACCCACAACUCGAUACGAUGGCUGGUCGCGGCAAGGGCAAGACCUCUGGCAAGAAGGCCGUGAGCCGCAGCGCCAAGGCCGGCCUGCAAUUCCCUGUGGGCCGCAUUGCGCGCUACCUGAAGAAGGGCAAGUACGCCGAGCGCAUCGGUGCCGGCGCGCCUGUGUACCUGGCCGCCGUGCUGGAGUACCUGACCGCUGAGGUGCUGGAGCUGGCCGGCAACGCCGCCCGCGACAACAAGAAGAACCGCAUUGUGCCCCGCCACAUCCAGCUGGCCAUUCGCAACGAUGAGGAGCUUGGCAAGCUGCUGGGCGAGGUGACCAUCGCCUCGGGCGGUGUGCUGCCCAACAUCCACGCCGUGCUGCUGCCCAAGAAGACCAAGGGCGGCAAGGCCGAGGACGGCUCUGCCGCUGUGUAAGCGGGCUCGCGCCUCGCUGUACUCAUGUGGCUACAGCUGCCACACUGCUUCCCCCAAACUCGGUGUUUAUCAACACCACCUUUCACUCGGGAUUGAAGGGCGGGGGGGGGGGGUCGGGUGGGCCAAGAGGGCAGCGAUGGGCACAGACCCUUGUACUUGUAGCACGGCACCACAGGUUAACGUGUCACAUUGGGGUGCAGCAGGGUAUCAGGUAUGCCCACAGAGUCCACCUUCCCUGACCUGCACCUGCCAGCGUUGCAGGCGUCUGUCAGGCUGCUGGCCAGGGACCACGCGUAAUGUGGUGGAGGGACAGGAAUCCGAAACUCUUCGCCGGCAGCCUCUAAUUGUGCGUCUGCCCCAACAGUGCAUGUCCCCGUGCCAGGGUCCAGGAACCUCCUGCCACGACUCUUGGCGUGCCGGCAACCCGCUUCGCUGGACCGGGUCACCCGCGCAGCCAGGAUCGGCGAUUCGAUUCGGCGGGUAGUGUAGACCCCAGGCAGAAAGGUGUAGACUUGAAGCAGCCCUCGACAUACGCCGGCGCGCCAGCGCUUCUUCUUCGAGUGGUCAGCUGGUCUGGAGUGCAUGGAUGAUGUUACCAGCCUGCAGACCGCUUGAGCCCACAAACAUGAUGGUAUGGUACCAGGUGUUGUCUUAGGUACCCCAGGUAC